This is a messenger RNA of Harpegnathos saltator (Jerdon's jumping ant), 1430 nucleotides long. Its product is annotated as STAM-binding protein. The transcript has 8 exons. Gene Ontology annotation, molecular function: protein binding; metal-dependent deubiquitinase activity; K63-linked deubiquitinase activity. Lineage: Eukaryota; Metazoa; Arthropoda; Insecta; Hymenoptera; Formicidae. Gene Ontology annotation, cellular component: membrane; endosome. The coding region runs from base 64 to 1278 and encodes 404 amino acids. The record is from RefSeq and is a predicted model, not a curated record. Gene Ontology annotation, biological process: protein K63-linked deubiquitination.
AAAAUUUUUAAUAACUAAAAAAUAAAGUAAUUGUUAGUAUACAGUGCAGAUAUAACCAACAAAAUGGAUAAGAGGCGAUUGAGGGAGGAUCUAGGUACAGAUCCCAAAGAACGACUCAAAUUACUCGCAGAGCAAGCCUCUUCAGUGAGUGUAGAUCCUCAUAUGCCUGUUCACAGGUAUUAUCGCUCUGGAGUAGAAAUAGUUAGAUAUGCCGACAUGUGCAUGAAAGAUCAAAACUAUGAGUGUGCCUAUACUCUGUAUAUGAAAUUCAUAACACUUUUUGUGGAUAAAAUUACAAAACAUCCACAAUAUAACAGUGUAUCAGCUAAAGAUAAAGACACGAAUAGAUAUACUUUGCGAAUUGUUUUUUCCAAAGCAGAAGAGUUGAAGAAACAGUUAUUGCAGCAAUAUCAGGCAGAUCUAGACAAAUAUUUAGAGGAUUUAAAGGAGAAAGAAAGGAUUGAAAAAGAAAGAUUAAAACAAGAGGAACUUCAGAAACAAAAAGAAGAAGAAGAGAGGAAAAAUAAGGUAGCUACUAUAGCUGCUAUUAAGGCACUAAAAGCUACUAUCGGCUCAAAUAUGGUAUUACCAGAAGAAUCAAAGACUAAGUUAUUGCCUGUUGUACCUCCUGUCAAGCCUGUGAUAAGUCCCUCAAGUGAUAAUGACAAAACAUGUACUUACAAAGAUACAAAAAUACCAACAAUAGAUCGUUCGACCAAACCCUCUUUAUUGAUGAGUGAUGGUUCAUCCUUACGCGAUGUUAUCCUAUCAAACAAAUUGAUGCGCGACUUCCUCACACUUGCCUCCAGUAAUACGAUGAACAAUAAAGAAACCUGUGGCAUUCUAGCUGGUAAAUUGGAAAGAAAUAAAUUAUUAGUAACACAUCUGCUUAUUCCUGAACAAACCAGUACUCCAGAUUCUUGCACCACGCACAAUGAGGAAGAUAUCUUUGAUUAUCAGGACCAACAUAAUCUGAUUACCCUUGGCUGGAUUCAUACUCACCCUACACAAACUGCAUUUUUGUCGAGUGUGGAUUUACAUACACAUUGUGCUUAUCAACUGCUGAUGGCUGAGGCAAUAGCGAUAGUCUGUGCACCUAAAUAUGAUGAAACGGGAUUCUUUAUCUUGACACUGGAUUAUGGUUUGGAUUUUAUUGCAAAUUGUAGAGAAACUGGGUUCCAUCCUCAUCCUACUGAACCACCGUUAUACAUGAAAGCGAAGCAUUGUAAGUUGGACGCAAUGGCACCCAUCGAGCUUGUGGAUCUGCGAAGGAAAUGAUACAUUUUCAACGCGGAUUAAUCACAAUGUUGCUAUUAGCAAAAAAUAUUUUUUAAUAACAAAAUUCCCAAAUUGCAUUAUUAAUCAUAUUAAGUUCGUAAAAAUGAUAAAUUACGAUAAAAAUCAUACAUAAUACUAUCAACGAAAAUCGA